This is a messenger RNA of Chaetomium strumarium, 1646 nucleotides long. RefSeq lists its product as uncharacterized. The record is from RefSeq and is a predicted model, not a curated record. Gene Ontology annotation, biological process: positive regulation of transcription by RNA polymerase II. Gene Ontology annotation, molecular function: DNA-binding transcription factor activity; protein dimerization activity. Bases 135 to 1580 code for a protein of 481 amino acids. Gene Ontology annotation, cellular component: RNA polymerase II transcription regulator complex. The transcript has 3 exons. Lineage: Eukaryota; Fungi; Ascomycota; Sordariomycetes; Sordariales; Chaetomiaceae.
UCGUUCUCCCUUGCUUCCUCCCGAACCAAAAAGGCUAGCUCGACCGAACCUGAGAAAGCUUCAAAAACUGGCAAAACCGAAUCUCUAGGACCUCGUCGGGCGGGUUUGCACUCUGUACCGGCCCGCUCGCCGCAAUGAUGGACCAGCAACGGGCAACCUCACAGAAGUUCCCAGCCGGAUUGGCAGGAGUCCUCAACUCGCCGGAGGACAACCGGGACUCGGCGUAUUACUCGAGCACAGACGCAUCAAGCAAACACACCUCUGCUGCUUCGGGUAUGGGCGUGCUGAGCCCCCCGCACUCCGGCUUCCAGCCUUCUCCUGUCGACAAGACCCCCUCGCCGACAACGACGUCUCACCUCCUCCCACACCCACUCGUAUCCCCAACCACCACGAAUAGUGGUAACAUGAGCGUGGCGUCGAUGGUCUCGCCGACACCCCCCGCUACUACCGAUCCGAGGCGCAUUGACCGCCCCCAGUCGUUGGACUCGGCUCCAAACAACGCUGGGUUUGUAAAUGGAGAUAUUGCCGAAGCGAUGUCAAGGAGAGAGAGCGUGGACAGCAGAAUCAACCAGGGCUUUCACGACAUGAGAUUGGGCAAUUCACCUUACGCCAGCCAUAACCAGUCGACGACCUCGAUCCACACCACACUGCAGCAGCAAAGGAACCCGCGCCCCGGCCUUGAUAGUCUCGCGCCUCACCGAAUUUCGAAUGGAUAUCAGCCGAGCGCAGAGCGCAACCCCGAGGGACACAGCAAAACCAUGAGGAUUGCUCCGGCCAUUACUGGCCCGGCCACUAGCCAAAUCGCUCGGGCCGCAGAGCCGACCAAGGGCCAGGCAUGGGCCUUUCCGGAAGAAGAGAUCCAGAGAUUGCCGUCUGCCACGGCCCAGUCGCUGAUCGACUCCAGACGCAGUAGCAUUGCUGAAUCGUUUGCCAGCAGCCAGUUCACAACUGAGUCCAGGCUCCCAGCGGGGCAGCGACGACUGGAAGAGAACAUGGGUGGAGGCGGUUACCAAAGGUUGUCUAACGCAUCCGGUGAAUACUCGACGGUUCACCACCAUACCUUGCAGCACAAACAGCUCGGGGAGCUGCGAAACGAAGAGGCUGGUGCCCAGACGGGCACGCAGCCUUACAGCCGAACUCCCGAGCUCCGUAUUAGCCACAAGCUGGCCGAACGAAAACGACGCACCGAAAUGAAAGAGUUGUUUGACCAGCUGAGGGAUCUGAUGCCGCAAGAGAGGGGUUCCAAGGCUUCGAAAUGGGAAAUUCUGACGAAAGCAAUCUCGGAACACCAACGGCAAAGCGAUCUCAUCAGGCAGCUCCAGGCCCUUAAUCAACAGCAGCAGAACGAGAUCGAUAUGCUGCGACGAGAGCUCCAGGAACGGAUACACGGAGCCCCAACGCCACGGCCAGCGGACCCGUACGGCCCUGAUCAAUAUGCGAGGCCCCGGCCGCCUGAACUGCCCCCUCUUCGGUCGUUGCAGUCGGCUACAGGGCCCACGGGGCCCGACUCCAUGACAGGCGUGCAGUACGAGCCGCCUAGGGUCAACGGCUACCGACCCGGAGAGCCCGCGAGGUUCUAGAACGACCUCCGGGUGCCGAAGGAAGAGCACGGGCCAACGGCAGUAUCUUCUACUUGGCAGUGCUCA